AUGGCCACCGCGGCCCAUGUCGAGCUAGAUCCUGCCCAGUCAGGUAUCUACCAUGUCCCGAGUAUCUCUCGACAAUCACGCGAGACAGGGAGCAAACUGCUCCAGGAGAACCAUGAGCGGUUUCAUAUUAUCUUCAACAAUGCAGGAUUCCACAAUCACAUUGCCCAUCACCUCUUAACGAUACACGCCCUUGGCGCCACACCAGAAGAACUACGACGUGCUUUUGAUUCCAACACAGGCUAUCAACGAAAGCUUCCCCCAACUAACGAGCCGAUUGUGCAACAGAUGUCUCAGACUGAUAGAUUCAAGGACUAUCUGGGGAAACGGCGAUACUUCCAUGACUACGAAGUCUUCUUUCGAAACGAAAUCGAGCAGAAAGGGUGGGAAACGGUGCUCAAUGAACACGUGUUUGCUCGGACUGAGCACUCCGAGAGGAUGCUGGUCCACAUGUUUGCAGGCCUCUUGCAUCCAUUGAUCCACUUGGGUUUUGGGGUGGAAUUCAAGCAGCCGGCCAUAAUCGUCGAAGCUCUGGCACAAGCAGCCAUCCAAGACGGCUCGCUUGGUAAAUUCCUCUAUGCAGCUGAAGAGUCCGCCCGCCAAAACCAGUCAUCCAAGAGUCUGGUCCAAUUGAUACGCGAGUGUCGUGCGAAUAAGAAGCUCAGGGACUCUCCCCAUGCCGAAGACAGCGACAAGCUCCUCCAUGGGGUAUUCGCCCGAGCCCCUGAAGAGAUGAUAGAUAUUGCUUCUCAGUGGACCGUGAAACCGGAACAACUCCAGCAGAAGACCGCGGAGAUGAUCAAUGCUGCUGCAUAUUUUGCGGCUGGAGCUCAGCGCCCCGGCAAACAGGUCAAGUUUGACUUCCUCUAUAUGCAUUGUGUCAACUGCUCCAUCUUCUUUUCGGCAUUCUUGAACGAGCCAUGGUUGAGUGUCGAGAACAAGUGCAGGCUUCUGGAAUGGAAAGGUCGCCUUGAUCUGGCCUCGUACGUCUCAAGAGGAAGUCCGGAAUUGUUUGCAGAAGAGAUCAUGUACUAUAAACCACGGCGUCCCCGUGACGGAUGGGCCGAGAUUUCUCGCCGAGCUGUCGAGUUCCCUGAUGACGGACACGCUAGCAAACUGGUGAGAGCUCUCGCCAACGGGGCAGCGGUUUGCAAGCCGUACGAAGGGCAGUCUGAAGAUGUCUUUGUUAUUCAGGGGGAUGAGGUAUGGUUGAAACUGGGGCACAUGGCAAUUGAUUCAGUCGAAGCCGGCACUCCGCACUGGAUCUUCGAUACUGGCUUUGACCAAGCUUGGGCGGGUGUACCUCAACGGGCACGACUAUGA
Molecule: messenger RNA, 1320 nt
Organism: Exophiala spinifera
Lineage: Eukaryota; Fungi; Ascomycota; Eurotiomycetes; Chaetothyriales; Herpotrichiellaceae
Exons: 2
Coding region: 1-1320 (439 amino acids)
Molecular function (GO): oxidoreductase activity
Source: RefSeq, a predicted model, not a curated record